Molecule: messenger RNA, 1017 nt
Organism: Mustela erminea (ermine)
Lineage: Eukaryota; Metazoa; Chordata; Mammalia; Carnivora; Mustelidae
Gene: LIN7C
Product: lin-7 homolog C, crumbs cell polarity complex component
Exons: 5
Coding region: 72-665 (197 amino acids)
Biological process (GO): maintenance of epithelial cell apical/basal polarity; protein localization to basolateral plasma membrane; neurotransmitter secretion
Cellular component (GO): basolateral plasma membrane; MPP7-DLG1-LIN7 complex; synapse
Molecular function (GO): L27 domain binding
Source: RefSeq, a predicted model, not a curated record
CCCGCUAAGCCCCGCCUCUCCACCGCACCCUAUGUCGUCAUUUCCUGUGGGUCUGCAGGCAAAGGGAGAAGAUGGCGGCGUUGGGGGAACCUGUGCGGCUGGAGAGGGAUAUUUGUAGAGCAAUUGAGUUACUGGAAAAACUGCAAAGAAGUGGAGAGGUACCACCACAGAAACUUCAGGCUUUACAAAGAGUCCUUCAAAGUGAAUUCUGCAAUGCUGUAAGAGAGGUAUAUGAACAUGUCUACGAGACUGUGGACAUCAGUAGCAGUCCUGAAGUGAGAGCUAAUGCAACUGCAAAGGCUACUGUGGCUGCAUUUGCUGCCAGCGAAGGACAUUCUCAUCCUCGUGUUGUUGAGCUACCAAAAACAGAAGAAGGCCUUGGAUUCAAUAUUAUGGGAGGCAAAGAACAAAACUCUCCAAUCUAUAUAUCUCGAAUAAUUCCAGGUGGAAUUGCUGAUAGACAUGGCGGCCUCAAGCGGGGAGAUCAACUCCUUUCUGUUAAUGGAGUGAGCGUUGAAGGAGAACAUCAUGAAAAAGCUGUAGAACUGCUGAAAGCAGCUCAGGGAAAGGUUAAAUUAGUAGUACGAUAUACACCCAAGGUCCUAGAAGAAAUGGAGUCACGCUUUGAAAAAAUGAGAUCAGCGAAACGCAGGCAACAGACCUAAUGCAAUUCAAAACUUUAUAUUCCAUUUUGCUUUUAGCUAGAAAAGUUUUACUUGUGACCUACUGAUGGCCGCAAUGCCAAUGAUUGUAAAAAAGAAACAGAAACUUCCUGCGAAAUCCUCCUUGCCAUUUUAUAAACACCUAUUUUAACAUUGUUGUGGUUCCAGAGAUGCAUACACUUUUUUCUGACAAGAAAAAGUGAAAGGUGAUGAGGGCAAUUCUGUCCUGCUGUUUUUACAGGCCUUUUUCAAAUGCAGAUUUUGUCAUAAAGUUGUUAUAGAUUUUUAAAAAUGCUUUUUUAAUAUUAAAAUGUACUUUUACAUUCUUAAUCUUUUUUUAGGAAAAAAAAGUUUU